Molecule: messenger RNA, 1428 nt
Organism: Ustilago hordei
Lineage: Eukaryota; Fungi; Basidiomycota; Ustilaginomycetes; Ustilaginales; Ustilaginaceae
Exons: 2
Coding region: 1-1428 (475 amino acids)
Source: RefSeq, a predicted model, not a curated record
AUGAGCUUCUCCAACCCCAUCGGCUGUUUCUCUGAAAGCAGCGGCAGCACUACCACUACUACCGUCGCCAGUUCCGUUCGUCGAGCCUAUCACGACCAGCCUCAAGCCAUGACCAUGACUAUGCCACUCGCUGGCCUCUCGCCGCCCAACAAAGGCUUCUUUGCACCCUCUUCUAUGCCCAACGCAAGGGCCGAUGGUUCAUCAAACGGCGGCAUCUCCUCUUCUGUGCCUAGCCGUGGACGCAGAAGAGAAUCCAUCACCGGGCAGAUGCGUCGCAAAGCCACCGACACAGCUUCGGCUGCUGGCGCUGGUGGAGCCUCAGGCCUCUCGAUGAGCCGUGGUGCUGCUGGCAUCCCCACCUCUCCCAAUGGACGAGCGAUCCCCAUGAUGGCACGCUCCCCCCGUAUGGUCACUGCUGAGAUGAGCGGUCUUUCCACUUCCUUUGGAGCUGCUGCUGAAGCUCUUUCUCUCUCGUCUUCCAUCGCAUCCAACUCCACCGUCGCCCCUGGCUCUUUCCAGGCAAGAAGCAAUGCGCAACCUAUUGCAAACGAGGGGCGCUCGCAAGGUCACUCGCAUCUCGGUGUUGAGUGCUUUGGUCCUUCCAGUCUCGACAGUUCCAUGCCUAUGCCAAGUCCAGGGAUGAUCACUGCCAACGCGAGUGUCAGUGGUGCCCUUGACAACGGAGCUAAGCGUGACCGUCGCGCCUCGGUCAGCUCAACAGGCACUGUUGGCGAGGAUGAUGACUCCAAGGGCGGCAAGCACGAGCAGCUGCACCGUUGCGAAAGCUGUGCCAAAGUCUACCGUCACCCAAGUUGUCUCAUCAAGCAUCGCUGGGAGCACACCGUCUACUGGAAGGAAGCCUCCAAAUUUCUCAUGAGCAAGCAUCAACAGGUACAGCUACUCGAAGCCGCCGCCAUCUUGGUCGGUAUGGAUGCCAACGCGCGAUCUUUGCCCGAAGAAAAGGCACUGUGGCCUGCAGCUGUCAGCCCUCCGUCGUCUGGUUUGCUGGGAUCCGAAUCGAUCAACUUUGAAACCCUGAUGGCUUCGAAACGUCGCAACACGGUCUCGAGCAAUGCUGGUGCCAGCCCAGCACGUGGACCUACUCCUUCGUUGGUUCCUAACGACAGCAGCGAUGGCAGCACUACCAGCACCUACGAUCCUUCGAUGCGCAGUGUUACCAUGAGUCCACUUGCUGGACUGGGCAACAUGCGUCUCACUGAGACCGAUGGCAAGCACAGCGGUUUGCCACCUUACCGUCUUGAUGAUGGUGGCAGUGGUAGCGACCGUGCUGACCGUUCUGGUUCGGCAGAGAUGUAUGACGAUGAGGAUGUGGAUGAGGAGGACCGAGUGGAUGAGGGCGAGGAGCGAUACGGUGCUGAUGCAGGCGGCGAUGUGAUGGCCAACAUGGAGAUGGAUGACGUGCAAUAA